This is a messenger RNA of Brachypodium distachyon (stiff brome), 3544 nucleotides long. RefSeq names its product serine/threonine-protein kinase Nek5. The coding region runs from base 498 to 3290 and encodes 930 amino acids. Gene Ontology annotation, cellular component: cortical microtubule. NCBI's taxonomy places the organism in Eukaryota, Viridiplantae, Streptophyta, Magnoliopsida, Poales, Poaceae. The record is from RefSeq and is a predicted model, not a curated record. Gene Ontology annotation, biological process: microtubule-based process; protein phosphorylation. The transcript is spliced from 15 exons. Gene Ontology annotation, molecular function: ATP binding; protein kinase activity.
UAUGACGAUCUAAUUAAAUAAUAGCACGCCGGAACAGAAAGAGAAGGCAGAGCAAAACAAAGCGAAAUCAAAAUCCCCAGAGGCGCUGGCGAGGCAAGGGCACUAGCUUUGCCUCGCAGCUGAAGCCACCAGGCGACGGAGAUCGGGUGCGGCCCUGCCCGGGAGAGCAGAGGCAUCGGCGCCGUGACGCCGAUAAGUCCGAUUCGGCCGCGCCAUAUCCCGCCGCCGGAUUCGGCGGGAACCGGGGGCCGCCCGCCGUGGAGCGUCCGCGAGGUGACCGGAGCCCGCCGCCCCUGUCCAAUGUCGGCGGAGAGAGCGGCGGUUUAUGUCCCUGUCUCGGCCAGUGGCGGUUGUUGGGAACUGUUCGAAGUCGCCUGAGGCGUGGAGCUGAACUGGGUGUGUCCUGUCGAAAAUAUGUGAAGAUUUGGGUCAGUGACUAAAUUCGACAGUGUGCUGCGCUGUGAAGUUCUACAAGUUGUUUUCAGUGAUCGGGAAUCAUGGAGUCACGGAUGGAUCAAUACGAAAUUAUGGAACAGAUUGGCCGUGGUGCCUUCGGUGCUGCCAUCCUCGUGAACCACAAGACUGAGAAGAAAAAGUAUGUGUUGAAGAAAAUACGGCUUGCGAGGCAGACUGAGCGCUGCCGCAAGUCUGCUCAUCAAGAGAUGGCUCUUAUUGCUCGCCUGCAACAUCCUUACAUUGUUGAAUUCAAGGAGGCAUGGGUUGAGAAGGGCUGCUACGUUUGCAUUGUGACGGGAUACUGUGAAGGUGGUGAUAUGGCUGAACUGAUGAAGAAGGCAAAUGGGACGUACUUCCCGGAGGAGAAAAUGUUGAGAUGGUUUGCUCAAUUGGCUCUAGCUGUUGGCUACUUGCAUUCGAACUAUGUUUUGCACCGAGACCUCAAGUGCUCAAACAUAUUUCUCACAAAAGAUCAGGACAUUCGUCUUGGGGAUUUUGGCCUGGCUAAGACUUUAAAGGAAGAUGAUUUAACAUCUUCGGUUGUGGGAACACCAAAUUACAUGUGCCCAGAGCUGCUCACAGACAUUCCUUAUGGAUUCAAGUCGGACAUCUGGUCUCUUGGAUGUUGUAUGUAUGAGAUGGCUGCUCAUCGACCUGCUUUCAAGGCUUUUGAUAUGGCUGGACUUAUAAGUAAGAUAAAUCGCUCAUCCAUUGGCCCUUUGCCUACUUGCUACUCUUCAUCUAUGAAAACACUUAUCAAAAGCAUGUUGAGGAAGAGUCCUGAACAUCGGCCUACUGCAUUUGAGAUUCUGAAAAAUCCAUACCUACAACCUUAUGUUAAUCAACACCGCCCAUUUUCUGAUGUACCACAUCCUAUGCGAUCACCAGAGAAAUCCAUUACCAGUUCACGGAGCAGUAGGAGAAGCAUGUCUGGGAGCCAGUGUAGUAGCAUUUCUGGCACUGGCAGUGAUAUGGACAGUAUACAAUCAAGUGAAAGAAACACGUCAGGGCUAGCUUCAAGUUCCAACACCACCACCAUUGAUACUGAAGAUGCUGAAGCCACUGAUGAUGUGUCAGUUAAAAGAUUUUCAACACCACAUGAUCUUAAAAGCUGUAAGAACACUGCUCGUAGUAACCUGGAGAGACAAGAUUCAUGCAAGUCCAUACAUGUCGAUCAGCAUCCAAAAUAUGUGAGUAAGCAGCCAAAGAUCAUCAAGAAGAUACUAACAACUCUACGGGAGGAGACUAGUAAGCUCAGGGUACACAAUUCACCUUUGAGAGCUAGCCGUGUAAAGCUAUGUCCACCUAGCCAUAGAGAGCGCUCACCUGAUGAUUCAAAGCAUAACAGUGAUAUCUCCUCCAGUUCAAAGUCUAGUGAAGUGACAUCACAUGAGUCAGGAAAGGCCACCUUUGAACCUGCGAAACAGAUACAAGAAUCUCCUCCGAUGAAACAUUUGUCACCAAUUGGUGAGCAUUCUCCAAAGUCAAAUAUUAAAGUGGAUGAGCUGCAUCACCUAGACUCUGCCAAGCAGACAAUGGAAAACGUUGAUGCAGCUGAAGGAAAGGUUAAGAACAGGAUGCUACCCAAAUUUAAUAAACGCCCUAGCUUCCCUCCUCGUCGACAAAUGGGAGCAGAGAGUCCACAGCACACUGGGACACAACGGGCUCACAAUAAGGUCGUCACGGAGCAUGCAAAAAGUCCUUGUCAACCUGCCCAUGGCCCAAAAAAUGCUCUCACUGAGCCUCCUGGUAUUCUUAUAGCUCCUCCAAGUCCCCUGGGAGGUAUUCCAAUAAAAGUUGGUAAUUCACGGGCAAAAUCUACCCCACUAAAGGCUGUAGCAACCAAGGAAGUCAGCACUGCUUGCUCCAGUUCUACAGUUGAUUAUGCUGAUGGUAUCAGGCAGACCGGUGAACCUGAUUCUCCAACUAACUUGGUUUCAUCCUGUAAAUGCCCGAUACCUGACUCUGCCAUACAAAAGCAUGACCUAACGGCUAUUCCAAGUCCAGAGCUCAACACCACCACUUUGCAGAAAAGUAUAGCUAGUAGUGAUGAUAUUAGUCUUAGUUCAGCCUUGGACCCAUCUUUUGAUGUAUCUGAGCAAGAUUUUAUCUGCAAGGAUGAUGUGCCCUGCAGUAAGAUGGGGCAGAGCACUGCAGUUGUAACUGUGGAGAGUGAUGAGGAUAAGUUCACAGUUCAAGAACUGCUUUCAUCGGUACCAGAUAUUCUUCCCUUUGAUUCAACAACGAACAUUGCACUAGAUGAAGGACCUGCUUCUGUCCAUCACUCGUCACAGAAAGUACCGGUUUUUCAUUUGAGCCCUGCAGUUGAGGAUGCUAAUGUGAUAAGGCGCAGCAGUUUCUGUCUCGGUAAUGAGCAGGUAGUAACAGAGAAUGCUGAAAUGGGGAUCCAAAGCACAGAUGUUAGCCAUCUUCAGGACGUGAUAAAAGAAGAGGUGGAUGUGAGAAGCAUCCCACCAAAUCAUAUACCUUCAGUACUCAUUGAUUCUGCUGCUGCGAAGCCAAAUGUUUCAGAAGCUACUACUAUCUGUCCGGAACUGGCCAGUUCAGAUGUGGUAAAAUUACCCUCUAUCCCAGAAGCAAAUUCUAUGUCAAAAGAAAUACUAGAUGUCAAGUCAUUUAGGCAGCGAUCCGAGGCUCUUGAAGGGUUGUUGGAGCUGUCUGCAGAUCUUCUGCAAAACAAUAGGUUGGAGGAGCUUGCGGUUGUUCUCAAGCCGUUUGGGAAGGCUAAAGUGUCCCCCCGAGAAACGGCGAUCUGGUUGGCCAGAAGUUUUAAAGGGUUAAUGAAUGAUGAAGCGAGUCGCAGUUCAUUGUGAGUGCUCAUAACAUUGACCUUUUAUUUUCUGCGCUCAGUCACCAAAGUUGUAAAAUUUUACCACAUUGCGGCGAUUGCGCCUCUUCAUAUUGUGUGAUAUACCAGUCCCAUACACCCCCAUGUUUGCACCCCAACAGUUUCCAGUUCUGCACAGUACAUUUUGUAAAUAGCCCAAACUUGCAAACAGAAAUGUACUGUAAGACACAUCUACAUAAUCAAGGGCCACUUUGGUCUAAUAUUUAUUUUUUCUGUUUA